Messenger RNA from Cervus elaphus (red deer), 2804 nucleotides. RefSeq names its product doublesex and mab-3 related transcription factor 3 (gene DMRT3). Bases 534 to 1952 code for a protein of 472 amino acids. The record is from RefSeq and is a predicted model, not a curated record. Gene Ontology annotation, biological process: male sex differentiation; regulation of transcription by RNA polymerase II. Gene Ontology annotation, cellular component: nucleus. Gene Ontology annotation, molecular function: DNA-binding transcription factor activity, RNA polymerase II-specific; protein binding; RNA polymerase II cis-regulatory region sequence-specific DNA binding. NCBI's taxonomy places the organism in Eukaryota, Metazoa, Chordata, Mammalia, Artiodactyla, Cervidae. The transcript has 2 exons.
GGGGCCGUGAGCGCCCCCGUGAGAGUGGCCCGGCGGCAGGUAGCAAGGAGAGCGAAGCAAGGGACUCGAGGGGCGCGGGCAGAAAGGAAGGAGGCGUGGAGUGGAGUGGGGUGGAGUGCCAGGAGACCCGGACCCCGAAGGUGGGGGUGGCGGGGGAGGGAGGAGGGGGAGGGCGGCGGAGGACGUGCCGGCCGCUGUGCGCGCGGGAGCCGCAGACGAGCCGCCUCAGACCUUAGCUGGAGCUCCCGCCGGCUCCCGGCACCGCCGCCGCGCCUCGGCCGGGGAGGACGUGCCGGCCAAAGGAGCGGCGGGAGGAGACUCGGCCGACUCGGGAUUGGGGAAGCGCCGCCGGGAGCCGUAAAGACGGCCGCGGCCCCUCCAGCCCCUCCGAAGCGCUCGAGGCCGCCUGGACUGCGGGAGCGAGGACUGCGCCGCCCGGAGGCCGCUUUGGAGAGGGCCUCUCGGCCCCGCCGUCCCGCGGCCCCGUACCGGCUCCCGCCGCCAGCUUGCCGGCUCUGUCGGGGCCCCGGGGCAUGAACGGCUACGGCUCCCCCUACCUGUACAUGGGCGGCCCGGUGUCGCAGCCGCCGCGGGCGCCCCUGCAGCGCACGCCGAAGUGCGCGCGCUGCCGCAACCACGGCGUGCUGUCCUGGCUCAAGGGCCACAAGCGCUACUGCCGCUUCAAAGACUGCACCUGCGAGAAGUGCAUCCUCAUCAUCGAGCGGCAGCGGGUCAUGGCGGCGCAGGUGGCGCUGCGCAGGCAGCAGGCCAACGAGAGCCUCGAGAGCCUCAUCCCCGACUCGCUGCGCGCCCUGCCGGGACCCCCGCCGCCGGGAGACGCGGCCGCCGCCCCGCAGCCGCCGCCGACCUCGCAGCCGUCUCAGCCGCCGUCGCGCCCAGCCGCCGAGUUGGCUGCGGCCGCCGCGCUGCGCUGGGCCGCCGAGCCCCCGCCCGGGGCGCUGCAGGCGCCGCUCGCCAAGCCAGAUUUGACAGAAGAACGACUUGGGGACGGCAGCACCGCUGACAAUGCUGAGACUUUCAGCGACAAAGACACGGACCAGAGGAGCUCCCCAGAUGUGGCCAAAAGUAAGGGGUGCUUCACACCUGAGAGCCCCGAGAUCGUGUCAGUGGACGAAGCGGGGUUCACGGUCCAGAAGAAUGGGGCCAGCUCAGAGAGCCGGCCCGACAGCCCCAAGUACCCUGGGGAGCAGAGCCACCUCCUGAUCGAGGGCCCCUCGGGGACCGUGUCUCUGCCCUUCAGCUUGAAAGCCAACAGACCGCCCCUAGAAGUGUUGAAAAAGAUAUUCCCCCACCAGAAGCCCGCGGUGCUGGAGUUGAUCCUCAAGGGCUGUGGGGGUGACCUGGUGAGCGCUGUGGAGGUCCUGCUCUCCAGCCGCUCGUCCUCCUCGGCCGCCGAGCGGACUUCUGCCGGGGAGCCCGAGGGCCUGGUGCUGCCCUCCAACGGGCACCUCUUCGAGCACACCUUGAGCUCCUACCCCCUCUCCUCGUCCAAGUGGUCCGUGGGGUCGGCCUUCAGAGUCCCCGACACGCUGAGGUUUUCUGCCGACUCCACCAACGUGGUCCCCAACCCCCUGGCCGUGCCCCUGCAGCACCCGUUUCCCCAGCCGCCCCGGUACCCUCUGAUGCUGAGGAAUACUCUGGCCAGAAACCAGUCGAGCCCCUUUUUGCCCAACGACGUGACGCUGUGGAACACCAUGACGCUGCAGCAGCAGUACCAGCUGCGUUCCCAGUACGUCAGCCCCUUCCCCACCAGCUCCGCCAGCGUCUUCAGGAGCUCGCCCGUCCUCCCCGCCCGCGCCCCCGAAGACCCUCGGAUCGCUCUCCCCGAUGACGGGUGUCCCAUGGUGUCAAAGCAGCCCAUCUACACCGAGGACGACUAUGACGAGAGGUCGGACUCCUCGGACUCCCGGGUACUCAACACAUCAUCUUAAGGCGCCGCCCGGUGGGGUGACCAGGUGGCGUCCUCUGUGCGUUUGAACCCUGCGCCCCUCCCCUGCGGAGAGGCCACGACCUGUGCACACCUUCUCCUGCCGUGUGACAAAGUGACCCUGCUUGAGUCUAGACCUUAGCGAUAAAACACAUAACUUAUUUAAUUUCUUGCACUUCACUGGAAAAUGCCAAAUAGCUUUGCUCUGUGGCUUAAGUGCUGAAUGUUGGUUGUCAAAGAGAGUCUGAUGCUAAGAAUGGUCUGGGGAAAGCCUUGGGCCCAUGGAAGAUGUCUUUGGGGACAUAAAGCCGAAGGUCGGCCCCACCCCUAGACUCAACCUGGAAUCAUCAGUAACAUAGUGUACUUGAAAGCAAUUCUGUAAAAGAGGAUUCCUCAGUAUAAUGAAACCUAAAGACGUGGUUUGGUUGCAAACGGACUAUAAAUGGGGGCCUCAUAUUCCUAUGCUAACAAUCCUUCUUGCAUUUUCAAGAGAGACUGCACUUAAUAGAGUGAACUGCUCACAUGCUUAUUUAAGCUUGGACAGUUUUCAGAGACAGACUCCAUUAAGAAUUAUUCUUUUCACAUGGCUGAAUCAAAACAUGUGUAAUGUCAAUGUAAACCUAAUCACAGCUGUGAACUGCAUGAAAUAUAUUGUGAAAUGAACACAAGAUUAAGCUUUGUCAGGUUAAUGUAGCAUGCUAAGGACUCUAGAAAAAAAUAAACUAAGGAGAUGAUCUUGGUUUAUGUCAUUUCUGCCGAUGAAAAGAGGAUCUCUAAAAAUAGAAACUUGAUAAAAAAGCUACUUACUAGUGCAUGGAUCAAGGUUUCAGUUAAACGUGACGCUGCUUGAGAAAUA